Molecule: messenger RNA, 6558 nt
Organism: Lethenteron reissneri (Far Eastern brook lamprey)
Lineage: Eukaryota; Metazoa; Chordata; Hyperoartia; Petromyzontiformes; Petromyzontidae
Product: contactin-associated protein-like 2
Source: RefSeq, a predicted model, not a curated record
UGGAACCGCGGGAAUCUCUCCGGGACCCGCACGGAGCAGCGCCACUCUCACUUUGGCCGGCGGCAGCGCGGACCGCUCUCCCGUCCACGGCUGAGCUCCACCUCCCUGCUAUCUCUCUCUACCCACUAUAGUAUUACGCACCCUCUGUGGAGCGGCUCGGAGUCGACAGCGGAGGCGGCUCUGCGCCGAGUCGGAGCGGGCAAAGCAGAGUCCGGCGCCCCUUCACACGCGUUAGGGGCACCAUGGGACGACGAGACAUGGGGCUUAUUCCUCUAAUAAUGGUCGCUGUCUUCCUGGCACCUCAUUCCGCCAAGGGCUACACGGAGGUGUGCGAGGGGCCGUUCAUGGGACGGCUCGGAGCGGACUCAUUUAGCGCUUCCUCGGCCCUCUCUUCAAGCCACGCGCCCAACUUCGCCAGGCUCAAUCGACGCGAAGGAGCCGGAGGCUGGUCACCAGGCCGGGUAGACCGGGUCCCGUGGCUGCAGCUGGAGCUGCCAGGCCGGGCGGAGGUCACCGCGCUCGCCACCCAGGGUCGCUACGGCAGCUCGGACUGGGUGCCUCGCUACCUGCUGCUCUACGGCGACUCUGCCGGGAACUGGAGGCAAUACCAGGAGGACGGGAAUGCGUGGGUGUUUCCAGGCAAUGAUAACUCGGACGAGGUGGUUCGCCACGAGCUCCAGCACCCGAUCGUCGCACGCUACCUUCGCUUUGUUCCCCUGGACUGGAACGCCUCCCGCUGGGUGGGCCUGCGCGUGGAGGUCUAUGGCUGUGCCUACAAGUCGGAGGCCGUGUUCUUCGACGGACGGAGCCUACUGGCGUACCGCUUCGAGCAAAAAACGAGGCGGACGCGCAAAGACGUGGUGUCGCUGCGGUUCCGCUCUGCGCUCGGCGAGGGUGUGCUGCUACACGGGGAGGGCCAGCGGGGAGACACCCUCACCCUGGAGCUCCAACGUGGAUGUCUGCACCUGCUCAUCAGCCUUGGUCAGGAGCCGACGGGACCUGCCGGUGGGGGUGGCCCUGGCGAGGUGGUGCAUACUUCUGCAAGCGCUGGCAGCCUGCUCGACGACCAGCAUUGGCACGACGUGUUGCUUGUCCGUAGCGGUCGCCAUGGCAACCUGACGGUGGACCGCCACACAGAGCGCUUCCACGUGAAGGGAGAGGAUGAUUCUCUCGACCUCGACUACCAGCUCAUGUUUGGUGGGCUCCCGUUUGGAGGCAAGGCGGGAAGUAUGGGGCGGCCCAACUUCCUGGGUUGCCUGGAGAAUGUGUACUACAGCGGAGAGUAUGUGACAGACCUCGCCCAGCGGGUCAAGCCUCAGAUCCACAUGUCUGGCAACGUGACGUUUGGGUGUCCACGCGGCGUCCCCGCGAUCCCCGUCACCUUCCCCGGGCCGGAUGGCCACCUCGCCCUGACGGGCCGUGUGGGGCGCGCCGCGCUGGCUGUCGCGAUGGAGUUCCGUACGUGGGACCCCACGGGCCUCCUCCUGCUCACCGCCCUGUCACGGGGCCUGGGGGAGCUGCGUCUCACUUUGAGGGAAGGAAAACUGAACCUGGCUCUCAUUCGCCCCGGUAGCAGCGACAUCCAUCUGUCUUCCGGCGUGCUGCUGAACAACGGCGAGUGGCACACGGCGAGUGUGCAGGCGCGGGAGCGCACGCUUUCUCUCGUCGUGGACGGCGCCGAGGACAUGGCCGUACGCUCCCUGCUGCCCUUCCACGUCGCCACCGGCAGCAUCUACUACUUCGGAGGCUUUCCUCAGAGAGAUGCGAACAGGUCGCUUCCCCCAUUCCUGGGCUGCAUGAGGCUCAUCAAUAUUGAUGAUCACUUGGUGGACCUCUCCCUCCUGCAGCAAGGCCUCCUGGGAAACUACACAAACCUCAUGCUCGACCAGUGUGGCCUCACGGACAGGUGUCUGCCGAGCCACUGCGAGAACGGCGGGACCUGCUCGCAGACCUGGCGCAGCUUCACGUGCAGCUGCGCAGGCACGGGCUACACGGGCGUCACCUGCCACACACCCAUCUACGAGUCAUCGUGCGAGGCCUACAAGCACCUGGGUCGAACAUCAGGCCGUUACUGGGUUGACCCUGACGGGAGUGGCCCUCUGAGGGCCAUGCAUGUCUACUGCAAUAUGACAGAGGACAAGGUGUGGACGACGGUGGUUCAUAACAACACGGAGCAGACGUGGGUGAGCGGCUCCAGUCCGGAGCGGCCCUUCGUGGCGGCGUUCGCGUACAGCGCGUCGGCGGAGCAGCUCACUGCGCUCAUCAGCUCCGCUGAGCACUGCCAGCAGGAGGUCGCCUACUACUGCAAGCGCUCACGUCUGCUCAAUGCACCAGAUGGAGAGCCAUACACCUGGUGGGUCGGAAGGACCAAUGAGAAGCAGCGAUACUGGGGAGGAUCAAUCCCUGGGGUACAGAAGUGUGCCUGCGGAAUCACAGAGAACUGCUCAGACCCCAAGUUCCACUGCAACUGCGACACGGACAUGGAGCACUGGAAGGAGGACUCGGGUUUGCUGGGCUACAAACCGCAUUUGCCUGUGAUGCAGCUACUCAUCGGGGACACUGAUCGAGCUCUCUCAGAGGCUGCCUACAGAGUGGGACCCCUCUCCUGCCACGGCGAUAGACACUUCUGGAAUUCAGUGCUGUUCACGACGCCAAGUUCCUACCUGCAUUUCCCACCAAUUCGAGCCGAGACCAGCCUGGACAUCGCGUUCUUUUUCAAGACGACGACUGACUCCGGCGUGAUCCUUGAGAACAUGGGGGCGAGCGACUUCAUUCGUGUGCAGCUCAAGUCCCCGCACGAAGUGAGCUUCAGCUUCGACGUUGGCAAUGGCCCAGUGGAGAUGGCCGUGCGUUCGGAGCAGCCGCUCAACGACGAGGAGUGGCACGUGGUAAGCGCCGAGCGGAGCCUCAAGGAGGCGAGCCUACGCGUGGACCUCUUGCCCCGCGAGCUGGUGCCUGCACCCGCACAGGGCCACACCAGCCUGCAGCUCAGCAGCCAGCUCUACGUCGGAUCCUCCGUGUCCGGCCACAGCGGCUUCCUGGGCUGUGUGCGCUCGCUGCGCAUCAACGGCGCAACACUGGACCUGGAAGAGAGAGCACGGGUCACGCCGGGUGUCAAGCCAGGCUGCUCGGGGCACUGCCGCAGCUACGGCUCACUAUGUCGCAACGGGGGCCGCUGCAUCGAGCGGUAUAAUGGCUACUCGUGCGACUGCUCCACAUCUUCCUACAACGGACCCUCCUGCACAAAUGAGGUUGGUGGUUUUUUCGAGCUUGGAACAUGGAUUCAAUACGACCUUUUGGGAGAUGAUGACGACGACGAGGAGGGUGAUAAUGAGUUUUCAACUCCCAAGCGGGAUCCGAGCAACAUUGCACUUUCGCGCGAGAGCAAGCCGUGGAAGGAGCGAGUGAUGCUACCGCUCGGCAAGUCCGCGGGGACCUACGUGAAGGAGGCCGUGGCUGUGGCGAUAAGGGAGCCCCCCUUGGAGGACUCUUUGCCCGGGGAGACGGUGCUGCUGAGCUUCAGCACCACGAGCGUGCCCGCGAUCCUCCUCUACGUCGGCACCGACUCGUGGGAGUACUUCGCCGUGCUUCUGCAGGAGGACGGCAGACUGCAGAUCCGCUACCAGCUGGGGGGAGAGACAGAGGCCAUCUAUAUGGAACCACGCAACCUGGCCAAUGGGCAGCCACACGGCCUGAAUGUAACUCGGCAUGGACGGGAAAUCUCUGUGCAGCUGGAUCACUACGCAGCAGCCACGCACCAGCUUCAUGCUCUGCAGAUGCACUACACAGCCUCUGUGAUCUACCUUGGCAAGGUGCCCGACUCGGAGGUGCGAGACAGCGAGCUGCAACGGGCAAAUUUGCACGGGUUCGUCGGCUGCCUCUCCCGCGUGCAGUUCAACCGCGUGGCGCCACUCAAGGCUGCUCUGAUGCAGCAGGGAGCGCCCUUCCAUUCCACGUCCUCCAUCCCAUUGUCACCCUCCAGCUCGCCCGUAGUCGUCCACGGGCGACUGAUCGAAUCGAGCUGCGCAGUGCCGGCCUCCACUAUCACCCCGGCGGCGACCAGCACAGAGCCCUGGAUCUUCCCGGACGACUCUUCUGAAAUGCCACCAGAAGAAAGGAAACCUAUGAGUAGUCCAGUCGGAAGCAACUCAGCUCUCAUUGGAGGAGUGAUUGCGGUCUCAAUUGUGAUCAUCCUCUGCUUGCUGGCGCUCGUGGCGCGCUACAUCGUCGGGCGCAAAGGCUGCUAUCGCUCAGCCGUGCGGGGGCCGGAGGUCGUUGAGAGCUCCUCGGCCAUGCAGGGUGUCCACCAGAACUUCCACCAUGGCCUGGAGGACACCAGGAAGGAGUACUUCAUUUAACAGAAUAGGGACAGCAACGAGAUGCUUUGACGCGCAUUUGUCGAGAAUAUUGUUUACGGGGAUGGCCCGGGUGAAUGCACUAAGUCACCCGUAGUUGCCGGAUGUUGAGAUCACAGACUGGUGUCUUCAAACGUGUCCCUGGUGUUUUCCUUCGAGACCCUUUCAAAUGUUGUGAACCCAUUGUCCAAUUUUCCCAUAUUUUUUAUUUCCUCAAAAUAUACAGUUCCCAUGGCAUUAACUGUUGCUGGCCAGUAGUUUUGUAUGUAUUUUAAAUUCAGAUUUUGUUCCCUUUUAAUGGUUAAUGUUUUAAUUCUGCUUACGCAGCUAAAUCUUCAUUAUAGCAGGUGAAAUAAUAUUGUUCCAAUAUUGUGAUAUAAGCCUAAAACAAUAUGGUGAAAAUGUUACAAUGUAUUCACAUUAUCACAUGUAUAUGAUGAUUUAAAAUAUGGCUAAAUGUUCCAGGAUACAAUUAUGAAACUGCUUGUGUUGAUGUUAGCCGGGCGUUGUGGCACACGCCUAUAAUCCAGCACUUUGAAGGCGAGGGUUGGUGGGUCAUAUAGAUUUGUGAAACUCCCAAUCCCCCUUAUUCUUGGGUCUUUCGGUAAAGUCACGUAGAUAGGUUCAAAGAAAAUAACAAAAAACUACAACGUUGCGAUCGCAAAACAAACGGUCGUCUUCAGAAGGGGGGGGGGGGGGGGGUGAGCUUCCAAGGCAAACUGUUUAUUAGGGUUUGAAAUGGGCGUAGCCCAAAUGUCAGCAAGUGUUCGACAGCCAAUUCGACGGGGGUUGGUUUUCCACCAACCCCUGUUUGCGAGAUGGCAGUCCUGUACAUGAAGUGGGUUUGUGAACCCAUCUGCAAAGAACUUUGAGUGUUAUUCCCCCAUGUGUGUGGGUUUUCUCCAGUUUCCUUUCAAGUACAGAAUACUUAUACAAAAAUUGGACAGAAACCCCAAUGCAGGACUCUAAUAAAAAUGAUUACCAAGACUCAGUGAGGUUUUCCUGGAUAAAUAAGUACCUUAAUUUAUUGUGUUAAUUGUGCAAGAUAGAAUUAAUUGCAAAUAGAAUGUGUUAUUUUAAAAUUGUAAAACACUGCAUAACAAUCUUAUGUUUGUAUACAUACAUAAUCAUGAGCACUUGAUAAACACAUAUUUUGACCACAAAAUCUAAUGUGUACAUAAUCCUCUAUGGUACCAUUUCUCUUACACAUCGGUCAUGUGCAAUCUAUUAGGUGACAUAAAUAACACAUUGACAACCGAGGAUGAGCUAAUGGUGAACAUCAGAAAAAAACAACUGAAGGGUUCUCUGCAGCCUCUAUAAUUAAACCCAUCUCCGAGAAUUAGUAUUGGCAUUUAAUGUGCCGGGAAUCAUGUCUGAAUGGCAAAUUAAAAUGUAUUUUCUUGGCUUGUGCAGCCAGACUCUGGGGAGUAAUGGUGCACACUUGUGAAUCGCUGAGACAAUAUGGAGCUCACUGCUUUAGCAUUACAAGGCUGAUCAUGAAUGUAGCUUGAGUUUUGUUUGGCAAAGAGUUUUAUAGCGGUGUGGCUAUUGUAUGUGAGCUCAACAUGGAAAGUCUAUUCUUGUCUGCGUUCAUAUUGCAUUGAUUGGCACACUAGACUAUGCUGAAAAUCCAAUCACAAUAAAUGUGGAAGCAGCAACAAAGUGCAAUAUUUGUUUUGUUGUCUGUGUUAAAUACAUUCAACAACAAAAAUUACAAAUGUAACCACAUCACGCCUUGCGUAUACAAAUAAGAUUAGUCAAUGGGAUGUUACCAUCAAUGUCGCCAUAUUUUAAUUGGUUUGAUCCAAAAUAUUAAUGGCUUUGUUAAAAUAUUAGUUUUUUUUAGUAUUUGUAGUUUUACAAAGGGUAAACCAUUAUUUUUUGUCAUAACAUUCGUGUAAUAAUCAAUUAUCCCUUAUAAAAUAAUAAUAAACAUUAAAUGCAUUUAAAAAUACUGAUAUAAUUUUUCUAAGUACAGUAUUGUAUAUCAAUUUAUGUUUACAAAAAUGUAUUCUGAAAAAAAUAAUUUAAAGAUUAAAAAAAUGUUUUCAGUGGUAAAAACAACGCUAAUGUGAACUGCAUUUAAGUGUCAACGAUUAACAUUUGUUAAAUGAAAGGUGGGUGACGUUUCAUGUGCGGUAAGGAUUGUAAAUAAUUGUAAAAAUGUUGUAAACUUGCUUUCUUCGUCCGUUUUUUGACUUAA